CGCGGCGAGCCGACUCUACGCGUGCGCCUGCAGCCUGGCACUUACGAAUCGCUUCUGUUGAGUUAGCACAACAAGAUUUCAGCCCAUGAGUGAUGCGACGGGGGCGCUCUCUAGUUCUUUCGAUCGCGGUACGGUCUUGCAGGUGCUUGCGGUAGUUGGGGUGGUGUGGUAUUUCAUUCUCUGGACACUCGGCUUGUUAGGCUGCUACAACGCGCGGAAGAGAUACCGUAACCCUCCCCGCUCUUCCCUUACCACCUCGACGACUGCUCCUGGCGUAUCGAUUCUUCGUCCUCUGAAAGGGCUCGAUCCCAAUCUUUAUGAAAACUUGGAGUCAACAUUUACUCAAGAAUAUCCCAACUUCGAGAUCUUACUGUCUGUUGCCGACGAAGAUGACCAAGCUCUUUCCGUGGUCAGGGAACUCAUCUCAAAGUAUCCUCAAGUGAAUGCCAAAGUAAUCGUCGGAUCCGAGAACGUCGGCAUCAACCCGAAGGUCAACAACCUCGUGCGGUCGUAUAGGGAAGCCACCAAUGACAUUCUGUGGGUCAUCGAUUCCAACGUCUCAAUGAGCCCCGGCACGCUGGCACAUUCAGUCGAGGUUUUUGAUCCACCUGCGGAGAUGUCGUCUACCCGCAGACGGAUAGCCCUUGUCCACCAUGUCCCUUAUGUAUCAGUCAGCGAAGACUCGCUCGCUGCAAGAGUCGAAGCGGCAUUCCUCAACACCAACCACGCCAAGAUGUACAUUGCAAUUAACACCGUCGCCAUCGACUCUUGCGUGGUUGGGAAGUCCAACCUCUACCGUCGCUCGGAUGUGGAAAGAGUGGAUGGGUCUCUGAAACGGAAGCACACAGGUGACGAAGAUGGGCAUGUUUACGGUCUCCCUGCAUUUGGUCGUUAUCUGGCGGAGGACAACAUGAUUGCCGGUGCGCUUUGGCAUGAGCUGGGGCUAAGGCAUGAUCUUUCAUGCGAUGUAGCUCAGACCGCUGUCGGCAAAAUGACCUUUGCAGAUUAUGUCGGCCGCCGAGUUCGGUGGAUUCGCGUUCGAAAACAUAUGGUGCUCGCUGCCACUCUCGUUGAGCCCUUCACAGAGAGCUUCGUAGCGGGUUUGAUCUCAUCCGUCAGCAUGCACCAUCUCUGGGACUUCCGCAUCUGGCUGUGCUUGCUUAUUCAUUUUGUCACCUGGAUAUAUGUUGACCUCGACGUGCAACAAUCCCUGGCUGGUCGACCCCUUCCACCCAAGGAUUUUCCUACAUUUUUGGCAGCCUGGCUGAUACGCGAAAUACUCGCUUUGCCCAUCUGGUUCUAUGCAGUGAUUGGAAAUCAAGUUAGCUGGAGAGGAAGGACAUAUGAGGUUUUGCGCGAUGGCGAGGUAAAGCGUGCCAAUUCCGGUAGUUUUGUGGGCGCCGUUGCAAAUCGUCUCGGGCAGUCGGGCACGCAAGGAUAUACACCUCUAGCAACUACUAAUCAUGACUAAUCCAUCAAUUUAUGUACGAUAAUCUACGAGAAAGUAACUAUUAGACCGACAUAAAGUAUACGUGAAACGUUAGCUAGCUAUAUGCCCAGAUGUUAAUGAAUGAUACAUGGGUGGUAUAUAUGGAUAGUGCUACAAUCCUCGGUCAAAUUUGAGUCAAGGGGACCCGGUCUCCUGUCGGGUGUGUCGAGCCAAGAUUCUGAAGUUAUGGAUCAUGAUAACUUCAUCAAAAAAGGUGUCAGACCAGUAGCUUGCACUGCAAGCAUCAAGAGCUGCCUGACGCAGUCUCAGCUCUCGCCCUUGACAUACGAUUUUACGCAAGUCCGCAUCUACGGAAGGCGCAGUAGGAAGCUUUCUGAACUCGCGAGCAUCCUUCUGUCGCUGGUUGGAGAACCAGUUCUUGACCUGCUGGAACUCCCUGGUCGGUGUUAUAUCAUCAAAGAUGGAGUUAUAGCUGAAACAAGGACCUACCUCCGAAUAACGAUACUGAUCUGUGCCAGCCACGCCUCGUCGGGAUAGGGCGUGAUCUCAUCAUAAACCAUCUGCAUCACGAGUCUCUGCCGGUUAGAAGCAGGUGCCUUUCCAGUGGACGGGAUCAUCAUAGCUCUCUCCUUGAGUUCUUUCACCUUGGCAUCCCUUGAUGCUCGAGCCGCAGAAGAGACAUGGUUAUAAGACUGUUUGGAAUAUGGCUUCUUGACAUGUCCAUCAGCGGUAGUCCGACGAGUUGAUCUGGGGUGAGGAGAUGGAGACUCUGGAUUAUGUGGCUGAGGAUGAUUGACGCUGCGCUGUCUCGAAGAUCUUCUCAGGCCUAAUUCCGACGAGAACAGAAGUAAAUCAGAUGUGUGAAUGUGGGACUUGUCGUCAAGGAUGUCGUCCGGGUCAGAGAGUUCUCGUGAAAAAGAGGAUGAGGCAGGACUGUCAGGGGCGGUCCUUUGGUCGUGAGAGUCGAAGGUGAAGAGGGCGUUGGAAGAUAAGGAAGGAGAGACGGAGCUGGCCGAUCGAGGGGGGUCCGGGGGUAAAGUGUACAUGAUAUCGUGGGGCAAGUAAAAGGUAGGAUAUUGACGAGGAAGGAGUAAACGGUCUUGAAACAAAUGAGGAUAGCGCACUAAGUCCUGGAGGGCAACCACCCAGGAAGGUUGGGAGGCAGGAGGCGACCUGCUUUACUGGGGAGCCAGGGUGGUUUGGAGGAGAGGUGGAAGGAGGAUAAAACGAAGGGAUAGCUUGCGCAAAGCUGAAGAGGAUCAACGGGAGAAUCAAAACGAUCUAUCUGUAUUAAUGCUGUGAGACGAUGCUAUGUCUUCCUUUCAUGAGACAAGGAGGCUGAU
Molecule: messenger RNA, 2793 nt
Organism: Coniophora puteana RWD-64-598 SS2
Lineage: Eukaryota; Fungi; Basidiomycota; Agaricomycetes; Boletales; Coniophoraceae
Product: glycosyltransferase family 21 protein
Exons: 3
Coding region: 86-1471 (461 amino acids)
Biological process (GO): glucosylceramide biosynthetic process
Cellular component (GO): membrane
Molecular function (GO): ceramide glucosyltransferase activity
Source: RefSeq, a predicted model, not a curated record